Hippoglossus stenolepis (Pacific halibut) is the source of this 4253-nucleotide messenger RNA. RefSeq names its product xeroderma pigmentosum, complementation group C (gene xpc). Bases 204 to 2978 code for a protein of 924 amino acids. Lineage: Eukaryota; Metazoa; Chordata; Actinopteri; Pleuronectiformes; Pleuronectidae. Gene Ontology annotation, cellular component: nucleotide-excision repair factor 2 complex; nucleus; cytoplasm. Gene Ontology annotation, molecular function: damaged DNA binding; single-stranded DNA binding. Gene Ontology annotation, biological process: mismatch repair; nucleotide-excision repair. The record is from RefSeq and is a predicted model, not a curated record. The transcript has 14 exons.
UGACGUCAGAGCCCGGCCUCCAAAACAUCCGGAGCGUAGUUUCUUCUUGUGUAAUGAAAGAGUCGUGUUGGAUAACCAGCGGGUUCCUUUGCUUAUAUAAUAUGUGUUCAGCUGCAGGGCUGCUGCUCUCCUAGUUUUACACAGAGACGUUUAAAGAAAGAGUUUCUGGAAUAAGAAGAAGAAUAAGAAGAGAGAGAAGAAACAUGGCGAAGAGGAGAGCGAGCGUAGGGACUCAGGUCAAUACAAAGAAACCGAGGAAGGUGCUGCCGGCGAAGAGCCGCACAGCAAAGGCUGCAAGAGCCAAGAAGAGAGAGGCAGAUAAUGGCAUCACAGAGGAAGAGGAGAAGCUGGAGAGGAAGAUCAAACCCAAGUCACGUUUGUCCUCAAAAUUGGUGGCGAAGAGCAACUCUCCCUCCAAAUGCAACACCAGCACCACCACUGAUGUCAACACCAGUAAAUACUUCCAGUCACCAGUCAAGGAGGAGGAGACUGACAGUGAGGACUUUGACAUGGUGACAUCCCGAGCACCUGUGGUUACUGUAAACGCCAAAAAAUCUCAGAAAGAGGAGGAGCAGGACAGUGAGGAAGACGAGGAUGACUGGGAGGAAGUGGAAGAGCUGGAUGAGCCACUGGGUCCAGCUGAAGCACUAGAACACAUCCUGCCUUCUCAGCCCGUGGAGAUAGAGAUUGAGACACCUGAAGUCAGGAAAAAAAAGAAGAUCCAGGCGGAGUUUGAGUCGUAUCUGAGGCGGAUGAUGAACAAAUGCAAGAAAGACCUGCUGAUAGACACACACAAGGUCCACCUCAUGUGCCUGAUAGCCAGUGGAAUGUUUCGGAACCGUCUGUGCAGUGAACCAGACCUUCUGGCCAUCACUCUGUCGCUGCUGCCUGCCCACUACGGCAAUGUCAUGAAGGAACGCAUUGACCAAAACUACCUCUCCGGACUGCUCAAAUGGUUUCGAGCAACAUUCACCCUCAAUCCCAGUCUUUCCUGUGAGGAGCGUCCGGACCCCCGGGCUAUCCUGGAGAGGCGGCUGGCCAGCCUAUCAGCCAGGAACCACCAGGAGAUGACUCAACUGUUCCUGUUGGUGCUGAGGUCUCUGCAGCUCUUCUGCAGAUUGGUUCUUUCUCUGCAGCCGAUUCCUUUGAAACCCCCAUCAGCAAAGGGCAAAGGAGCUAGAACAUCUCCCGGUGCCUCAGGAAAAAGCAGCUCAAACCAAGAAACCUCCAAGACCACCUCUCUUCAGCUGAAGGUCUCACCUGGCACCAAGAGACCAGCUGCAGUUGGAAAAGUCAAGGGAGACAGAGGAGGAAAGAAAGCAAAGAGAAAAGAAAAACCGGAGAACGAGGAAAGGGUUAUAACAUCCGGAGGACAGAGACCGAAGAACUCAAAGCGCCGCACUAUCGCUUCAAAGGUCAGCUACAAGGAGGAGAGUCAAAGCGAAGAUGAAGAGGUGCUUAGCGAUGAUGAUGAGUUUAAGGCAAGCAGCGAGGAGGACAGUGAGGAUUCAGAGAGUGAAGCUAAAUCAUCGAAGGGGAAAGGGAGGAAAGUGAUAAACAAUAAGAACACUGCAGGUAGUGGUGGAGGGAAAAAACUGGUAAAAGGUGAGGGGGACAAAGAGGGGGAAGAAGAGGAGGACAAUGAUGAAGAAGGAGAAGGAAAAACAAAUAACGGAACGAAGCGAAGGAGUGGCAAGAAGACAAAGGGUCCUGGAGCGGACGAGUGGAUGGAGGUGUAUCUAGAAAAAACAUCUUCCUGGGUUUGUGUGGAUGUUGAGCAGGGUGUCGAGAUGCCUCAGCUCUGCUCCCAGAAUGCAACAUCGCCAGUGACGUAUGUGGUGUCGGUGGACGGGGACGGGUUUCUGAAGGACCUGGGAAGGAAGUACGACCCCACCUGGAUGACAUCAUCCAGGAAGAGACGGGUGGAUGAAGACUGGUGGGAUGAAACGCUCGAGCCAUUCCUGGGACCCGAGUAUGAGAGGGACAAAAGGGAGGACAAGGAGCUCCAGAAUAAGCUUAUGAACAAACCCCUGCCGAUCUCCAUAGCGGAGUACAAGAACCACCCAUUGUACGCUUUAAAGAGACACAUGCUCAAGUAUGAAGCCAUCUACCCUUCAACAGCAACUGAACUGGGAUACUGCAGAGGAGAGCCAGUGUACUCCAGGGAUUGUGUGCACACCCUCCACUCCAAAGACACAUGGUUGAAAGAAGCUCGGACUGUCCGAAUCGGGGAAGAACCGUACAAAAUGGUGAGGGGUUUCUCGAAUCGUUCCCGUAAGGCCAGGAUCAUGUCUGAGCUGAAGGAAAACAACGACCUGCCUCUGUUUGGAGAAUGGCAGACUGAAGAGUACCAACCGCCUAUAGCUGUGGAUGGGAAGGUUCCCCGUAACGAUUUCGGUAACGUCUACCUCUUUAAGCCCUGCAUGUUACCGGUGGGCUGUGUUCACCUCAGUCUGCCCAACCUGCACCGUGUGGCCAGGAAGCUGGACAUGGACGCCGCCCCUGCGGUGACAGGCUUUGACUUCCAUGCAGGAUACUCACACGCUGUGACUGAUGGUUACAUUGUGUGUGAAGAGCAUGAGGAGAUUCUCAGAGCCGCCUGGGUGGAAGAACAGGACAUUCAGAGACAGAAGGAGAGAGAGAAAAGAGAAAAGAGGGCGGUCUCCAACUGGACUCUGCUGGUGAAAGGACUUCUGAUCAGAGAAAGGCUUAAACAGCGCUACGGCAAGAAGAACCCAGGGUUGGGGAGCCUCUCUCAGGGAGACAACAACGUUGACCUUUCGUCUGAUGAGGAGGCAGGUGAGGAUGAAAGUCCCGGAGCUAAGACUGCAUCUGAAACUCUGGCUAUGUCCUGGCCUCAAAACCGACAAGCAGAGGAGGAGGACGGAGGGAACAGCAGCGGACUGAAGAAGAAGCAGAAAACAAAACGAGAAAAGAAAGGACAAGACACACAUUUGUUUCCCUUUGAGAAGGUGUAAUAUUGGAGAUUAAAAACUGUUGAUGAAUGUUUUGAUGCAUCAAGGCUGAUUACUCUGCUUCUGAUAAGUAGUUCACAUGCCUUUCAAGAUUGGAUCAAAUGUGUCUAUGGGACAACAGAUUUGAAAUAGUUUCAGUAAAUCAGGUCAACUCUGAAACGUAGGAGAGGAUGACAGAAAGAAAGGAGGGAGGAGAAGAAGAAGAAGAAGAGGGAGGAUACAAAUGUUUUGGUGAGAACAGAUUUUCAGACUAGUCAUUUUCUUCCGGUGGUGAUAGUGUGUGCAAUACACCUUCUCCACUAUCACUGUACGUGUUAAAUCUGGAAAACUGACAGGUGCUCUCUUGCUGAACAGUAAUAUCAUGUUGUUUUGGCUUUAAUGAAUCAACAUGAAUGUGUGAACAGGGCCGUGGUGACUCACCAUUUUACCCAGAAAGCUAUGCCACACCCAGCUCUCUUGCUAAUAAUCAGUGGGGGUGCUUAAAAAAAUCCUAUACAGGGCUGGUGUGAGCCUGGUGGGCAUAGUUACCAUUUCUGCUGAUGCAGGCGUAUUUGGAAGAUAAAGUAAAUAUCUCUCUUCUACUUUCUGCUGUUUCAGUUUAUAAUGAACAAAUUAGAAGGUUUCUCCAAUCUUGCAAACAUGAACAGCACGCCAGUAUUACCAAAAUGACCAAAUGGAACCCUGUUGUCAUUACUGUUUUGGCUGUCCACUGUUUUUAGCUCAACCACUUUGAACUUUUGAGCUGAUGUGAAAGACUUUGGGUAGGAGACACCAAGAAGCACACCAUGUAAACCUUUUCAUAAAGUUAAAAUGUAAAUUUCACUUAGACAACAGAUUAAGUCGUCUUAGCUCACACUCCUUUGUUGUUAGGAUGCUAUAUCUCUGGAGGUUCACUGUUUUUUCUGCUGUUUUCUAGUGUAUUAUUGUCAAAUUCAGCCUAUUUAUUUCACACACUUGUCAGUUUUACGCUGUGUGUUGAUAUGUUUCACAGCAGCUGUAGUAUUAAGCAGUUUUUGUAUGAAAAGUAUUUUUGUAAGAAAUGUCUCAAAGCAAGUAAAAGCAAAACAACUCAAAUAAUUGUUUUAGUCUUUUUGAUUUGACGUGUGUGUAUUUUUCUGUUACAUUUCUAAAAAAGUGAAUAUAUUUCAAAAUGAUCAUGGUGGGCAUUUAGAAAACAGUAAAUCUUUGGCUGUAAUUUUUGUUUACAAAUUUCAAAAUCAUCUAAGCAACACAUCCUUAGUUUAAAAAAAUAAAAAUAAAGAUUCACUGGGAAUCACA